Messenger RNA from Yarrowia lipolytica CLIB122, 333 nucleotides. NCBI's taxonomy places the organism in Eukaryota, Fungi, Ascomycota, Dipodascomycetes, Dipodascales. The record is from RefSeq and is a predicted model, not a curated record.
AUGUUUGGCUGGUCACGUGACAUGAUUAGCUAUUUUUCCACGGAGAAUCCACGGGAAGUUAUUCUUGCAUUUUUGGUCGCUACAGCGCUUUUUGAGCUUUUCCAAUUGGAUUUUCCGCCCUUGGAGGGGAGGGGGAUUUAUUACUGUAGCACACAGCACAGUAGUAGCUACAGUAGAGUUGUUUCCGUACUUUGUCAAACAAAGUUCGGCCCCACAUCUUACGUCUACAGGGUCGUCUUAUUUAGUCUUAAAGGCGAUACAAGAAAAAGCCUGCAAAGUGCGGGAUGCACCUUAUUCCCGCAUGUGAAGGUGGGAGGUGCGCUCACAGUUUGA